GGUGUGCGGGUCGGGGCGGAGCAAAGGACGCGGGUGGCCGUGGUCAGAUCGCCGCGGCCGAGGAGCCGACGGCUCUGACGCGGGCUGGACCCGGUGAGCCGCGGCCAAGGCUGACCAGCGCUGACUGGCGAGGGGGCACGGCGAGCUUCACCGGGAGGCCACUCUGCCCUCGGCCGCAGUCACUGACGGCCGGGCGGACCAUGGCGUCCUCGGCUCGUCUGGUCACCAUCAAGCGGAGCGGCGACGACGGCGCGCACUUCCCGCUGAGCCUCAGCUCCUGCCUGUUCGGAAGGAGUAUUGAAUGUGACAUUCGUAUCCAACUGCCUGUAGUGUCCAAAAAACAUUGCAAAAUUGAAGUCAAUGGGCAAGAGGCAAUAUUGUAUAAUUUCAGUUCCACGAAUCCAGCGCAAGUGAAUGGGGCUACUAUAGAUGAGCCUGUGCAGCUGAAACAUGGAGAUAUAAUAACAAUCAUUGACCGAUCUUUUAGGUAUGAAAAUGGAAAUCAUGAGGAUGGAAGCAGCUCAACGGGAUUUUCAGGGAAAUCACCUGGACAGGAACCAGCACGGCGAGCUUCGAGAGCUAGCUUCUCUGUUGACCCUGAUGGGAAAGGUCAAGAUGCCAAAGCUUCGAAAACCACUGCUUCAAGAAGAUCUUUGGUACAUGCCAAGAGGCUCUCUGGAGACAGUUCAGUCUCAGAUGGCUCAAAGGACAGUGUUACCCAAGAUCCAUCCAAUACCUGUUCUUCAGGGCAUGUAGAACAGCACAGUGGCAGAAGCAUAGGAGAGCCCACAUCAGGUGGUCUCUUUAAGAAGUCUGGGGCUACAGGGAGUAGUUACAGGGAACUGAAGUCUUCCCCUGCACAGAGCCUUAGCAACAGCAAGAAAAAUGACUCUCCCUUUGAGAAACUUUAUCAGUCGAUGAAGGAAGAGUUGGAUAUAAAAUCACAGAAACAGUCUCGUAGAAAGUCAGAACCACAACGUGAAUGUGCUGCAGGCAAAGAUACAUGGGAAACAAAGCUAUUGGUGUCAUGCAAGUCAAGACCAAAAUCCAGUGGAAGCACUCCUGGGACUGCAGCCUCUUCACCCAAAGGAGACAAGAUCGGGGCUGAGACACAGAACAAUGGUAUGGGGCCUGUUGAGACUUCCGCAGAGGCUCUGAGCCCCAGCUUUCCUCUCUCUGAGACAGCUAAGAUGAAGACCCCUGUGCGAAAUUCACAGCUGCUUAAGAACGAAGACUUGCAUAUUACUGGCAGAAGAGAGUCUGUGAAUCUGGGUGAAAGUGAAGGUGCCAAGGCAGGUCAUAGGAUAGUCACUCCUAGGAAGCUGGGAACUAGAAACCAAACUUCAGUGAAAGUUGAAGAUGCUGCCAGCCCUGCUGAUACACCAGAGAAUCUCUCUUCCAAAAAGAGGAGGAGUAUUCCUGCAAAGGUAGAAGUGCUGUCUGCAGAAACACAAAACCGGUUCUCUUCAACUCAGCACCUUGCUCCAAGUGAAAAGAGAACUCCGAAGGAUUCCUUCAGCAAGCCUGAGAAAUUGGCCACUGCAGCUGAGCAGAUUUGCUCUGGGCUACCUGGUCUUAGUUCUGUUGAUAUCAGCAACUUUGGUGACUCCAUUAACAAGGGUGAGGGAAUGUCUGUGAAGAGAAGACGUGUAUCGUUUGGUGGUCGUCUAAGACCUGAAUUAUUUGAUGAGAACUUGCCUCCUAAUACACCACUCAAAAGAGGAGAAACACCGACCAGGAGGAAGUCACUUGCCACUCACACUCCAGCUGUCCUGAAGAAAAUCAUCAAGGAACGGCCUCAGUCACCAGGUAAAGAAGAGUCUCCUGGAAUAUCUCCACCAAAGGCAAAUGAUCAAAGACGCAGAUCAGGCAGGAGCUCGACCGCUUCCAGUGACAGCAAAUCCUUACAUCAGACAGACACUCCCAAGAAAGCAGUCAGGAAGAGUGGCAACCUGCCUGCCAAGAGAGCAUCUAUCAGCCGAAGUCAGCAUGACAUUUUACAGAUGAUUUGCUCCAAAAGAAGGAGUGGUGCUUCUGAAGCCAACCUGAUUGUUGCAAAAUCAUGGGCAGAUGUCGUAAAACUCGGCACAAAACAAACACAGACAAAAGUUGUAAAACAUGUUCCUCAAAAGCAGACGAGCAAAAGACAAAGAAGACCCACUACUCCAAAGAAACCUACAAGCAACCUUCACAAUCAAUUUAGCACAGGCCAUGCAAACUCUCCCUGUACCAUUGUAAUAGGGAGAGCUCAGAUUGAAAAAGUAAGCAUGCCUGCUCGGCCCUACAAAAUGCUGAACAACUUGAUGUUAAACCGAAAAAUGGACUUCAAUGAAGAUCUGUCAGGACUAACUGAAAUGUUCAAGACUCCAGUGAAAGAGAAGCAGCAGCAGAUGAAUGACGUAGGCUCCAUUCUUUCCAAUUCAGAGAAUUUACCUGAAAAACAGUUUCAAGUCACUAACUCAGGAGACAAACCUCUGCCUAUCACCUCAGAGAUUUUAGGAGAAAAUGUGCUAUCCAGUACUCGGAAUGCAGCAAAGGCGCCAUCUGAUAAAUAUUCUGCAAGUCCUAUCUUAAGACGGAGGAGCAUCAAAAGUGAAAACACAGUGCAAACUCCUAAGAAUGUCCCUAACAUUAUUCAACUUGAAAAGAAGACUUCAGGCUCUGUGACAGAGCCUCUGAAGACAGUAUCCAGUGUGAGCAAGUUAAGAAGGUCUAGAGAGCUCAGACAUACACUUGUAGAAAGUAUACAUGAAAACACAGAAGCAGACCUUGCCGAGGGCAUCAAAGGCAGACACUUAAGGAAGACAUCACUGCAAGGACAAGAAGUGGACCGACAGGUGCAGAACAGUGAAAACUCUUCACAAAGAUUCAAGGAAAAUGUUGAAUUAAAAGAAGAUCCAGAAAAAACAUCAGCUAUGAGAUCAAGUGCCAGGGAGCAGAAGCCAACAAAAGACAAAAUAGGAAGUCAGAUGAUCACCCAAACAGCAGCCUGUGCUGAGGAACUACUUAAUCAAGAAAAAGGAACCACGGAAGAACCAGAGGAAUCCAUGCACAUGCAAAACACACCAAUAUGUGAUGAUCAAAGAGCUAAAAAGCAGAAAGUGGAGCUAGUAUGUGCAGCCAAAGUGAAGCGGUGGUCAAGGACUCCUGAUAAAAAGACCCAACCUCUAGAAGGCCCAGCUAGUCUCAAGGAGCCCUUCGAAACACCAAACUGCAGAGACAAACCCAUAGGUGAUGAUAAAACCAAAGUCCUUUGCAAAUCCCCACAACCCACAACAGAGAAAACCAAAACAAGCACAAGAACACGGCCCAGCACAUCUGGGAAGAAAGUAGACAUGAAAGAAGAAGAACAGUCUUCACUAAAGACGUUUAUACACAUGUCAGGAGGAACCAGGCAUACUUCCAAAGUUCCAGAACUUGAGCAUGGGACCAUCAAAUCUUUAAAGGAACCUGAAAAUCAAAUGCUGCAUGUAACUGUAUCUAGUACCAAGAGGCCAGUAGGAAAAGCUAAGGAAAAGGCUCAGACCCUGGACGACCUGGCUGGUUUCCAGGAACUCUUUCUAUCACCAGUCCCUGGUGACAAAAUCACAAAAAUGCCCAACAAAUCUCCAUUUCCAGAACUGGUCAGAAACCCAGCAAGCAAAAGGAGACUGUCCAAGACAGGUCUUGAUAAGGUGGAUGUGAGAGAAGAGCCUUCCACACUUGGGAAACGAACAAAGUCUCCAGGCAGAGCCACAUGCACACCCACAGCACCAGUGCUGGAAGAGAGCGACACCACAGCCCUUAUGGAAACUCCAAAGCAGAAACUGGAUUUCACAGAGAAUUCAGGGAGUAAGAGAAGGUCACGGACACCCAAGAUCAGGGCUCAACCCCUUGAAGACCUGGAUGGCUUCCAAGAACUCUUCCAAACUCCAGUUGGUGCCAGUGACCCAGUGACUGUUGGGGAAACUACAAAGGUAUCUUUGGAAUGUCCACGACGAGAACCAGUCAGAACCCCAGUAAGCACAAAGAGACUGUCCAAGGCAGGUCUUGAUAAGGUGGGUGUGAGAGAAGAGCCUUCCACACUUGGGAAACGAACAAAGUCUCCAGGCAGAGCUACACGCACACCCACAGCACCAGUGCUGGAAGAGAGCGACACCACAGCCUUUAUGGAAACUCCAAAGCAGAAACUGGAUUUCACAGAGAAUUCAACAGGACAUAAGAGAAGGUCACAGACACCUAAAAUCAGGGCUCAACCCCUAGAAGACCUAGAUGGUUUCCAAGAACUCUUCCAAACUCCAGUUGGUGCCAGUGACCCAGUGACUGUUGGGGAAACUACAAAGGUGUCUUUGGAAUGUCCACAACCAGAACCAGUCAGAACCCCAGCAAGCAAAAGGAGACUGUCCAAGACAGGUCUUGAUAAGAUGGGUGUGAGAGAAGAGCCUUCCACACUUGGGAAACGAACAAAGUCUCCAGGCAGAGCCACAUGCACACCCACAGCACCAGUGCUGGAAGAGAGCGACACCACAGCCCUUAUGGAAACUCCAAAGCAGAAACUGGAUUUCACAGAGAAUUCAGGGAGUAAGAGAAGGUCACGGACACCCAAGAUCAGGGCUCAACCCCUUGAAGACCUGGAUGGCUUCCAAGAACUCUUCCAAACUCCAGUUGGUGCCAGUGACCCAGUGACUGUUGGGGAAACUACAAAGGUAUCUUUGGAAUGUCCACGACGAGAACCAGUCAGAACCCCAGUAAGCACAAAGAGACUGUCCAAGGCAGGUCUUGAUAAGGUGGGUGUGAGAGAAGAGCCUUCCACACUUGGGAAACGAACAAAGUCUCCAGGCAGAGCUACACGCACACCCACAGCACCAGUGCUGGAAGAGAGCGACACCACAGCCUUUAUGGAAACUCCAAAGCAGAAACUGGAUUUCACAGAGAAUUCAACAGGACAUAAGAGAAGGUCACAGACACCUAAAAUCAGGGCUCAACCCCUAGAAGACCUAGAUGGUUUCCAAGAACUCUUCCAAACUCCAGUUGGUGCCAGUGACCCAGUGACUGUUGGGGAAACUACAAAGGUGUCUUUGGAAUGUCCACAACCAGAACCAGUCAGAACCCCAGCAAGCAAAAGGAGACUGUCCAAGACAGGUCUUGAUAAGAUGGGUGUGAGAGAAGAGCCUUCCACACUUGGGAAACGAACAAAGUCUCCAGGCAGAGCCACAUGCACACCCACAGCACCAGUGCUGGAAGAGAGCGACACCACAGCCCUUAUGGAAACUCCAAAGCAGAAACUGGAUUUCACAGAGAAUUCAGGGAGUAAGAGAAGGUCACGGACACCCAAGAUCAGGGCUCAACCCCUUGAAGACCUGGAUGGCUUCCAAGAACUCUUCCAAACUCCAGUUGGUGCCAGUGACCCAGUGACUGUUGGGGAAACUACAAAGGUGUCUUUGGAAUCUCUACAUUCAGAACUGGUCAGAACCCCAGCAAGCACAAAGAGACUGUCCAAGACAGGUCUCAGGAAAGUGGAUGUGAGAGAAGAGCCUUCCACACUUGGGGAACGAAUGAAGUCACCAGGCAGAGCCUCACGCACACCCACAGCACCAGUGCAGCAGGAAAAAGGGAUAAAAGCAAUGAUGGAAAGUUCAAAUCAGAAACUGGAGCCUGUAGGAAAUUUAACUGGGCCUAAGAAACAGCUUAGAACACCUAAGGAAGAGGGCCAAUCUCUAGAAGACCUAACUGAUUGCCAGGAGCUCUUCCAAACACCAGACCAUGGCAAUGGCCCAUUGGUUGUUGGGAAAACCAAAAAAAUGUCCUUUAAUUCUCCACAACCAGAACCUGUCAUAACCCUCAAAAGCAAAAAGAGACAGUCCAGGGCAAGUAUCGGUAAAAUGGAAGUGAAAGAAGAACUUUCAGAGUCAGAGAAACACCCGCAAAUAGAAAAAGCCAUAGACACACUCCAGGUACCGAAUGAUAACACUGUCGUUAGAACAUCGAAGCAAUCUGCAAAGCGGAAACUGGAUCCAGCAGCUAGUGUGCCUAGCAGCAAGAGGCUGCGACGUGCAUCUAAGGAUAAGACACCAUGCCUGGAAGACCUCAGUGGCUUCCAACAGCUCUUCCAAACACCAGGCCAUACUAAAGACUCACUCCCUGUUGGUGAAACCUUAAAAAUGCCCUGCAAACCUCCUCAUUCAGGACCAGUUCGAAGCCAAACUAGUAGGAAGAGUGUGGCCAAGAUAAGUCUCAGGAAAAUGGAUAUGACAGAACUUUCAGCACUCUGGAAGCAGUCGUCAGGCAGAACCCCCACAGCACCAGUGCAGCAGGAUACUGGGAUACAAGCAAUUAUGAAGAAGACUCCAAAGGAUAGACUAGAGACUGCAGCAGAUGUAACUGGGCUUACAGGACAGCAAAGAGCACCUAAGGAAAAAGCCCUACCCCUGGAAGACCUUAGUGGCUUCCAAGAACUCUUCCAAACACCAGGCCACAGCACUGAUCCAUUAAUUGAUAACAAAAGAACAAGUGUACCCUUGAAAUCUCCACAACCAGGACUUAUUAGAACCCCACAAACCUCAAGGAGACUAGCUAAGACAAGUCUUGGGAAAGUGGGUGUGAGAGAAGAGAUCUCCUCACUGAAUGUGCUGGGGCGAGCUACAGGGGAAAUUGUACACGUACCCAGACUGCCAGAAGAUGAUGGCAGAGGGAACAAGGAUCUGAAGGAAUCCAGAACUCAGACACAGGGCCCAUCCGUAAGUGUAACUGGCAGUAAAAAGCAGCGAGGGGCACAUAAGGAAAGGUCUCAGUCCCCAGAAGACUUAUCUGGUCUCCAUGAGCUCUUCCAAACACCAGCUAGUCACAAAGACUCAAUGACUGUUCGUGAAACUAUAAAAAUGUCUUUGGAGUCUUCAAAACCAGAACAUAUCAGAACCCCAGCAAGCAAAAGGAGACUGUCCAAGACAGGUCUUGAUAAGGUGGAUGUGAGAGAAGAGCCUUUAACGCUUGGGAAACGAGCAAAGUCUCCAGGCAGAGCCACACGCACACCCACAGCACCAGUGCUGGAAGAGAGCGACACCACAGCCCUUAUGGACACUCCAAAGCAGAAACUGGAUUUCACAGAGAAUUCAACAGGACAUAAGAGAAGGUCACAGACACCUAAAAUCAGGGCUCAACCCCUCGAAGACCUUGAUGGCUUCCAAGAACUCUUUCAAACUCCAGUUGGUGCCAGUGACCCAGUGACUGUUGGGGAAACUACAAAGGUGUCUUUGGAAUGUCCACAACCAGAACCAGUCAGAACCCCAGCAAGCAAAAGGAGACUGUCCAAGACAGGUCUUGAUAAGGUGGAUGUGAGAGAAGAGCCUUCCACACUUGGGAAACGAACAAAGUCUCCAGGCAGAGCCACACGCACACCCACAGCACCAGUGCUGGAAGAGAGCGACACCACAGCCCUUAUGGAAACUCCAAAGCAGAAACUGGAUUUCACAGAGAAUUCAGGGAGUAAGAGAAGGUCACGGACACCCAAGAUCAGGGCUCAACCCCUAGAAGACCUAGAUGGCUUCCAAGAACUCUUCCAAACUCCAGUUGGUGCCAGUGACCCAGUGACUGUUGGGGAAACUACAAAGGUAUCUUUGGAAUGUCCACGACGAGAACCAGUCAGAACCCCAGUAAGCACAAAGAGACUGUCCAAGGCAGGUCUUGAUAAGGUGGGUGUGAGAGAAGAGCCUUCCACACUUGGGAAACGAACAAAGUCUCCAGGCAGAGCCACAUGCACACCCACAGCACCAGUGCUGGAAGAGAGCGACACCACAGCCCUUAUGGAAACUCCAAAGCAGAAACUGGAUUUCACAGAGAAUUCAGGGAGUAAGAGAAGGUCACGGACACCCAAGAUCAGGGCUCAACCCCUUGAAGACCUGGAUGGCUUCCAAGAACUCUUCCAAACUCCAGUUGGUGCCAGUGACCUAGUGACUGUUGGGGAAACUACAAAGGUAUCUUUGGAAUGUCCACGACGAGAACCAGUCAGAACCCCAGUAAGCACAAAGAGACUGUCCAAGGCAGGUCUUGAUAAGGUGGGUGUGAGAGAAGAGCCUUCCACACUUGGGAAACGAACAAAGUCUCCAGGCAGAGCCACAUGCACACCCACAGCACCAGUGCUGGAAGAGAGCGACACCACAGCCCUUAUGGAAACUCCAAAGCAGAAACUGGAUUUCACAGAGAAUUCAGGGAGUAAGAGAAGGUCACGGACACCCAAGAUCAGGGCUCAACCCCUAGAAGACCUAGAUGGCUUCCAAGAACUCUUCCAAACUCCAGUUGGUGCCAGUGACCUAGUGACUGUUGGGGAAACUACAAAGGUAUCUUUGGAAUGUCCACAACGAGAACCAGUCAGAACCCCAGCAAGCACAAAGAGACUGUCCAAGACAGGUCUUGCUAAGGUGAAUGUGAGAGAAAAGCUUUCUCCACUGAAUAAGCCAAGACGUUCAUCACAGAAAGUCAUGCAUGAACCCAGACUUUCAGAACAUGAUGGCAGAGGAACCAUAGAUUUGAAGGAAUCUGUGACUCAGAAGUUGGACCCAACAGUAAGUGUAAUUCGCACCAAGAGGCAGCGAGGGGCAUGUAAGAAAAGGUCCCAAUCCCCAGAAGACCUAUUUGGUCUCCAGGAGCUCUUCCAAACAUCAGGACACGAUAAGGAUUCAGUGGCAGGUGAUAAGCUCACAAAAAUGCCCCACAGGUCACCAUCACCAGAGCCAGUAGACACUUCAGUAACCUCACAGAGACAGCCCAGAACUAGACUGAUGAAAGCUCAUGUGAAAAGUGAACAAUCAGGAGACAGAAUGCUUCCACAAAUGUCAGAGGAAAUCAUGGACAUAUCUAGAGUAGCAGAAGGUGAAGAUAAAGGCAUUAGAACAAGGAAGCAAUCUGUAAAACGGAAACUGGACACAGCAGUCAGUGUACCCAGCAGCAAGAGGCAACGAAUUGCACAAGCAGAAAAGGCACAGGCCCUAGAGGAUCUGCCUAGCUUCCAAGAGCUCUACCAGCCUCCAAGUUCAGCAGUGGACUUAGUGACUGUUGACAAAGCCACAAAGAUGCCCAGCAAAUCUCCAGAGCCCAUGGACACAACUUCAAAGACACAGCCAGGAAGAAGACUCAGGAGAGUGGGUGUGACCAAAGAACCUGUAGCACAAAGAAAGUCUACAAGAGUGUUACGGGAAACUAGAAACACACACCAAGAGCCUGUGGGUGACAGAAUAGGUGACAAAGAGUUUAAGGAAUCUUCAGUGCAGAAACAAGACCCAGCUGGAAGCUUAACUGGCAAGAGAAGCCAACCAAGGACACGUAGGGAGAAGACCCAACCCUUAGAGGAGCUGCCCAGCAUCCAAGAGGAAACAGCUACAAGAAUGUCUUGUGAAUCUCCACAACCAGAAGAAAAGGAAACCUCAGCAGCCUCAAAGAGGCAGCUCAGAAUACGACUGUGCAAAGCAGGUGUGAAAGAAGAGCCCAUAGCACAGAGAAAGCCACCAGGCCGGGAAACCAGGAGCACACUCAAAGAGCCCAUGAGUGAUAGUGGAAAUGUUGAAGAGCUUAAGGAGUCUACAAAGCGGAAGACUGACCCAGCAGCAAGUGUGCCUGUCAGCAAGAGGCCACGGAGGGUACCCAGGGAAAAGGCACAACCCCUAGAACUGGCUGGUCCCAAAAUACCAGUCCAAAUCCCAGGUCCCACUGAGGAAUCAGCAAGUGAUAAAAGACUCCCACAGAUGCCCUCUACUGCUCUACAACCAGAGCAAGUAGACAGCCUCCAGACCUCACCAAGACGUCCCAGGACAAGACACGGGAAAGUAGAGGUGGAUGAAGAGCCUUCAGUAGUGAGGAAGACAGUGCCAACAUCAAGGCAAACUACGCGAUCCUGCAAGGUCCCUGAAAUUGAUGACAAAGACACCCAAGCUUCAAAGGAGCCUGUAAAGCAGAAAUUAGAAACAGUUGCCAAUGUAACUGGCAGCAGGAGGCAGCUAAGGGCACCUAAGGGCAGGGUCCAACCUCUUGAAGUCUUGGGUGACUCCAAAGAAAUAACUCAAAUAUCAGAGCACACUGAGGAACUAAGACCUGACACCAGCAAGAGCACUCUACAGCAAAUGCCAGACUCCAUAAAACCUCUGAGAACAUGCAGGAGAGUGCUAAGGGCCUCUAAAGAGGACACUGUGGAAACCAUGAAAAUGUCGGUGGAUACCAGAGACCCUGAAGAAUCACAAAGCAAAAGCAACAUUCUCCUGUCCCCCAAGAGAAAGUCUGCAAGAGAUGGAAGUGUUUCAAGAACCAGGGGGUUGCGCUCUGUGACUCUAAAGCAGGAAGCAACAGAUGAGAAACCUGUACCUAAGACACAGAGGACUGUUCCCAGCAAGAGGCAAGUGUCACCUGAGCCCGUAAAGAUGAAACACCUGAGAAUCAUGUCAAGCAAAAUUGAACCAGUGGAAGAGGAGAUUAGUAACAUCAUGAAAACAGAAGAAAAGGAAGCCCCUCCAGAUCAGAAAACGCCUCUGCCCUCCAGAAACCGAAAGAAAACCAAUGGAAAACAGUCAAGACCUGAGGUUAGUGCAUCUGCAGAGACGGUUGGGAUCAAGAAAAAUGAGAAGACCAUGGAGACUUCCCAGGAGACAGAGCUGCAGAGCACAGAUGAUGGAGCCAAGAAGUCUACUGCUAGGGACAAAGUCAGUGGGAAAAGAACAUGCUUGAGGUCUAGAGGUCAGAGGGAGCUUCCCCAGCCUCAUGCAGCAGAGGAGAAACCAAGUGAGACAGAGGCAGAGAUCUUGAUAAAGACUCAGAAAAAGAAAGGAGUCUCUGGAGAUUCAGAUGUCAGAUGUUUGAGAUCCAGAAAAACUGGAGCCACUUCGGACACUGAACCUAAGCCAAGAGUAACUCGGGGCACUAAGAAAGAUACAGAAGUUCCAAAGAAGGAUGAAGACAUUGUGUACACCAAGAAAUUAAGGACAAGAAGUCACCAGAAUAGUAAAAAUAUGUAGGGUAGACAUUUAAGAAGGAAACGUAAAUUUAGCUUAGUGAUAAUUUCCAGUGUGAUUUUUUUAUCUCCAGUGUAAAGGUAAACUGUAAAUAAUGCUGUCCAUGUUUAAGGAAGGAAGCUUUGAGCUUUCGUGGUUAUACUCUCUUCAAACUCCAAUGGAGAUCAUGAGGGGGGUCACUAGCGAUCUCAGAGCAAUAACAAUUUAAAAGUUUGGGGGUGGGCAGGCAUAAG
Messenger RNA from Peromyscus eremicus (cactus mouse), 11203 nucleotides. RefSeq names its product marker of proliferation Ki-67 (gene Mki67). Gene Ontology annotation, cellular component: nucleus; chromosome. NCBI's taxonomy places the organism in Eukaryota, Metazoa, Chordata, Mammalia, Rodentia, Cricetidae. Gene Ontology annotation, molecular function: protein binding. The record is from RefSeq and is a predicted model, not a curated record. The transcript is spliced from 14 exons. The coding region runs from base 201 to 10973 and encodes 3590 amino acids. Gene Ontology annotation, biological process: regulation of mitotic nuclear division; regulation of chromosome segregation.